Molecule: messenger RNA, 1499 nt
Organism: Osmerus eperlanus (European smelt)
Lineage: Eukaryota; Metazoa; Chordata; Actinopteri; Osmeriformes; Osmeridae
Gene: rab39bb
Product: RAB39B, member RAS oncogene family b
Exons: 4
Coding region: 479-1120 (213 amino acids)
Biological process (GO): Rab protein signal transduction; vesicle-mediated transport
Cellular component (GO): Golgi apparatus
Molecular function (GO): GTPase activity; GTP binding; myosin V binding
Source: RefSeq, a predicted model, not a curated record
GCACGUUUAGGCGGAGCAUUACGGUAGUGGUGCUGAUGCGGGAUGAGUCAGGCUAUGCGAUGCUGCCUCUGCUCGCUGCCAUUUCAUCACCAAGACCUGCCUAACACACCGCGGCCUGCAAAAACACGGAAUAAAAAUCAUCUCUUGAAAUCUGGUCACCUUAGUUACGGUUGAGGAAGUGAAAGGAACGUCAGGUGAUUGUGGUAGGAAGCAAGCGUAGGCGCGCUUUGCACCUGUAUUGUGGCACCGUUUUUGUACCAACUGUUAGAGAGGCCUAGCUGUUAUAUAGACAUCAUCACGACGACCUCGGAGUAAUUCGAGGGACUGGAUAGUCAGACUAGGGGUUUCUGCAUCCCAGCAGGUCGUUGUUAAGGCCUACACGGUUUGUUUUCGACAGAGGACUGCGUCUUUUCAUGCAAUGGAGCCUUCAUCUUGGUCCUGAACGGCGCUAACGAAAAACACGCUUCUUUAGUUAGUCAUGGAGGCGAUAUGGCUGUAUCAGUUCCGCCUGAUCGUCAUUGGAGACUCGACGGUGGGGAAAUCGUGUCUGAUUCGCCGGUUCACGGAGGGUCGCUUCGCCCAGGUAUCAGACCCCACGGUCGGCGUGGAUUUCUUCUCGCGCCUUGUGGAGAUCGAGCCGGGGAAACGCAUCAAACUACAGAUCUGGGACACCGCGGGCCAGGAGCGUUUCAGGUCCAUCACCAGAGCCUACUACCGUAACUCGGUGGGCGGGCUCCUCCUCUUCGACAUCACCAACCGCCGCUCCUUCCAGAAUGUCCACGAUUGGCUGGAGGAGGCCAGGAGCCACGUCCAGCCGCACAGCAUCGUCUUCCUAUUGGUCGGACACAAGUGCGAUCUGGAGGCCCAACGUCAGGUGACCAAACAGGAAGCGGAGAAGCUGGCGGUGGCGUACGGCAUGCGCUACGUGGAGACCUCGGCCCGCGACGCCAUCAACGUGGAGCACGCCUUCACGGAGCUCACCAGGGACAUCUUCCAGCUGGUGCGCUCCGGUGACAUCACCAUCCAGGAGGGCUGGGAGGGGGUGAAGAGUGGCUUCGUGCCCAACGUGGUCCACUCCUCCGAGGAGGUCACCAAGAGCGACCGCAGGUGUCUCUGCUGAUUGGUUCAGAGGAGUUUCUGGCGCCCGAGCGGAUCCCUUUCCUCCCCCUGAUGUCCCCAUGGUUCCAUCUCCCCUCCCCCGCCCUUCCUCCCCUGCCCUCCCCCCCUGGUCCGCCGUAGGAGACCUGUUGGCGCUGGAGACGCUGGGCUUGUCGGUGGACGGGAGAGAUCUCCGGAGAGACUCGGCUGAUGGGCAUCACUGGUCUCUCCCUCCCUCUCUCCCUCUCUCUCUCUCUCUCUCUCUCUCUCUCUCUCUCUCUCUCUCUCUCUCUGAGGGUGGUUUCCUUCAGGUCCCCAUAACAGUCCAGUCAGUUCCUAGAUGCUGCUCCUGACUCGCCCACUCUCCCCCAGGGCCUGAUCUCCCUCUCCCCAGGCCCUGA